Chlamydomonas reinhardtii is the source of this 1395-nucleotide messenger RNA. RefSeq lists its product as uncharacterized. Bases 60 to 809 code for a protein of 249 amino acids. The transcript has 7 exons. Gene Ontology annotation, molecular function: ferric iron binding; ferrous iron binding. Gene Ontology annotation, biological process: intracellular iron ion homeostasis; iron ion transport. NCBI's taxonomy places the organism in Eukaryota, Viridiplantae, Chlorophyta, Chlorophyceae, Chlamydomonadales, Chlamydomonadaceae. Gene Ontology annotation, cellular component: cytoplasm. The record is from RefSeq and is a predicted model, not a curated record.
GCAUUACAUCAUACAUCUAGAAUUUCGGGCGCUUGGCGUUGUCCUUACCAAGUCACGUAAUGGCGCUCUGUGCUCGCGUUUUCGGGGCCCCGGCCAAGCUGGCGAAGCAGCAGGUGAUUACCCCCCGGCGCACUUCGGCCCCUCGCGCUGUGGCGCGCCAUGCCACUGUGGACAAGAUCACUGGCAUUGUUGUUCAGCCUGCCGUUCAGUUCUCGGAGGUGCAGAGCGAGCUGGCGACCGUGGAUAAGACCAACCAGAACAUCCAGUCGCUGGCGCGCGUUGACUUCCACCCAGCCUGCGAGGCCGCCAUCAACGAGCAGGUCAACAUCGAGUACAACGUGUCUUACCUGUACCACGCGCUGUGGGCCUACUUCGACCGCGACAACGUGGCGCUGCCCGGCCUGGCCGCCUUCUUCAAGGCCGGCAGCGAGGAGGAGCGCGAGCACGCAGAGCUGCUCAUGGAGUACCAGAACCGGCGCGGCGGCCGCGUGGUGCUGGGCGCCAUCUCCAUGCCGGACCUGGACCUCAGCGCCAGCGAGAAGGGCGACGCGCUGUACGCCAUGGAGCUGGCCCUGAGCCUGGAGAAGCUCAACUUCCAGAAGCUGCGCCAGCUGCACUCGGUGGCGGACGAGCACGGCGAUGCCUCCAUGGCCGACUUCGUGGAGGGCGAGCUGCUGAACGAGCAGGUCGAGGCUGUGAAGAAGGUGUCCGAGUACGUGUCGCAGCUGCGGCGGGUGGGCCAGGGCCUGGGCGUGUACCAGUUUGACAAGCAGCUGGCCGCCGAGGUGGCCGCCGGUGCCGCCGCGUAAAGGGAGUGGUCGCGUAGCGAGCAGACAGCUCGGUUGGUUGAGAUGGGGGUGAAGAACAUGUGAGGGCACAGCUCAGCAUGUGAUUCUGCGGGGGGCCAUGCAGCUCGGCAGUUGAUCUUGUAGAUUGCGAAGGCGUAGCGUAUAUGUUGUGAUCAAUUGCAAAGUGUGUGUGGGCAUGGCCUUGAAGUAGAAUGUGCUUUCUCCUUCCCGUCGGCGGAGGACUGAUCGUGCGCGCGAGGUUGUUUCGCUCGUGUUUCUGCUUGUGCACAUGAGUAACAGGGGUGGAACGGGAGUGUUUCGUGUCGGCAUUCGACCUGAAGCACGGCCCCUGGACCAUACGCGUGACCUGCCGGACCAUGACAGGACGCCACGGGCCGAGUACGCAUGCAGUACUUCUUCUGGGUGGCGAUGGGUGGCAACGGAUGGUUGCUCUUAAGUGUGGCGAGAGGGAGGUGAUAUGCGAUGCAGUUUGGGUGCGCCCCUGCGCGGGGUGUAUCCUCGCGGCUACCAGAGCACUUCCCUGCGCUGAUCUGUGAAUUCCGGGAGGGCCCCCAGCGCCCUCACCCAUGUAAGAAGAUCAUGCGUC